AUCCACUCCCCUUUUUUAUUAUUUCAGUUUACUCUCUUGUGUGUGGAGUUUCUUCUCCACCUCUACCCACCAUCAAACAAAAUGGAUCCAUCACUGCCACCACCACCACCCUCACCAAUCUCCACAACCACAACAACCACUACAAACAACCACCAGGGUGGCGGCGGAGGUAGUGGUUACACAGACUCAAUAGACUCAUCAACAUCACCUCGUUCAAGAAACAACGAUUCAUGGGAAAAUGAACAGCAAUUACCACAAGUCAUCCCAAAUUCAAAACUCCGUCUCAUGUGUAGUUACGGCGGUCAUAUAAUCCCGCGGCCUCAUGAUAAAUCUCUGUGUUAUAUCGGUGGUGAUACUCGUAUUGUAGUUGUGGAUCGUCAUUCAUCGCUUGUUUCACUUUCGUCGAAAAUCUCAAGAACUUUACUAAACGGUCGUUCUUUUACAUUGAAAUAUCAAUUACCAAAUGAAGAUUUGGAUUCACUGAUUUCAGUAUCAACUGAUGAAGAUCUUGAGAAUAUGAUUGAAGAAUAUGAUCGUACUUCGGCUGCUUCGGUGAAAACAUCGAGGAUUCGUUUGUUUUUGUUCUUUUCAAAACCUGAAACGGCUGCUUCAAUGGGUUCAUUACUUGAUGAUUCUAAAUCUGAAUCUUGGUUUGUUGAUGCUUUGAAUGGUUCUGGGAAUUUACCUAGAGGAUUAUCUGCUGAUUCUGCUUCUGUUAAUUGUUUGUUAGGUUUAGAUGAUGUUGUUCGUAUUCAAGAUCAUAAUCGUAAUCAACAUGUGGAAAUGAAUAAUCAGAAUGAUUUAUCAUUGGGGAAUUUGAACAAACAGAUGAAGGGGGGUAAUGUUCAAGAUGUUCAAUCAAUACCUGAUUCACCUAUGAUGGAAACUAAUUCAUCAUUUGGGUCUACUACUUCUUCACCUUCAAUGUCUAAUUUGCCUCCAAUUAGGGUUCAUGUUGAAGAUCAGAAAGUUGCUGGAUUAGAAGAUCAUUUUUCACAUAUGAAUAUUGCUCCUCCUCAACAUAAACAGGAUGAAGGGGGUUUUGCGUUACUUUCAUCUCCUCCUCCACUUCCUACUACCAUUACUGUCUCUGCUGGAGUUCAUUCUGGUACUGUUAAUGCUUCUGGUGUUGUUAAUGAAAACAGCCAUAAUCGGGUUUACUCUGAUGAUGAGAGAUCUGAGUAUGGGUUUCGAAAACCACCUCAGCCUCCACAACCUCAAUUGCAGCAGAAAACUAGUGGUGGUGUUGAUUUGCCCUCCCCUGAUGGGACUGCAAGAGAUAGUAUUCCAAACAUGAUGGCUAGACCAAAACAAGUUUAUUAUCAAGAACAAGUUGCCCAACAAGUUCCACCAAGUGAUAGCAGAAUUGCUGUUGAUCCAAAAAGAGAUGUUUCAGAUCUAAAUUAUCGAAUCCAGAUGCAGCAACAGCAGCAGCAGGAACAACAACACAUUCGGGAAUCGGGGUAUGCUUUACCUCCACAACAAUUGGAUCAACAACAGCAACAGCACCAGUUUAUCUCUGCAACUGGCACACAUUACAUCCAACAACAUGGAGCAGGACAGGUACCAAUUUCAUCACCUUACUAUCACCCAAUGUAUGUUCCACAACAACCGCAACAACAUCUCCAUCAAAUGGAUCAACAAAUUCCUAUGUAUUAUGUCCCCGUUCAUCAAACUCAAUCUUAUAGCAUGUCUAUGCAACCAAAUAUGAGUGAAACAUCAAAAAUCUCUUCAAAUCGACCUCCUACACCUCCAACUCCUACUAUGGUCUCUACAUCUGUUGCCCCACAAAAUCCUGGGUAUCCCCCUCGGUCUGCUCCUCCACCUAAACAACCCGAGAUGGCAUCAACUGUUUAUAGAACAACUGCGCCAGGGCAAGUUGGAGGUCAACAGAUGAUGCACACAGCUACGGAUCAGCAUCAACAGCCGCAUUUUGUUAGUUACCAUCCAAUGCAUCACCCAUCUCAAUCUAUUCAAGCUCCUAAUGCUGGUAAUUAUGCUUAUGAGUACUCGGAUCCUAACCAUGCUCAAAUAUAUUAUACUCAGCCUUUGACUUCUCAUUACCAAACAAUGAGUGUGGCUCAAGCAGUAGCAGCAGUUUCUGAUGCUACUUCGCAGAUAGCCACAGAUCAAAACACUAAUAAGCAGUAGCAUAUUAUCAAAAACAAAGGAAUCAAUUUUGAGAUGGAAUUAGUUUGUGAGUGAAGAGGUUGUCGUAUUUCAUUUGGUAAUGUUCUUUUCUUUUCUUUUUUGUUGCGUGUUAAAGUUAUUGGUAUUGAUUUGUGUUAGUCUGUCUUGUUUGAUAGAGUAAAAAAAAUAAGGAACUUAGGUUCCUAUAUUUGUAUCAUUUUUUUCUUUUUAUGUCACUGUUGCUGAACUUGGUAAAGGAAAUGAAGCUACGAGAUCUAUAUAGUAUAUUGUUCUAGUAAAUUAGUUCCCGUUGUUAUGUCUGUCCAAUGUAAUCAGUCGUGCUCAAUAUAUAUACAUCAAGCUUUGAAAUAUAUAUACUUCUUUGGUUCA
This is a messenger RNA of Papaver somniferum (opium poppy), 2520 nucleotides long. Its product is annotated as alpha-protein kinase 1-like. The transcript has 2 exons. The record is from RefSeq and is a predicted model, not a curated record. The coding region runs from base 82 to 2151 and encodes 689 amino acids. Gene Ontology annotation, molecular function: protein binding. Lineage: Eukaryota; Viridiplantae; Streptophyta; Magnoliopsida; Ranunculales; Papaveraceae.